Zingiber officinale is the source of this 1623-nucleotide messenger RNA. Its product is annotated as zinc finger protein ZAT5-like. NCBI's taxonomy places the organism in Eukaryota, Viridiplantae, Streptophyta, Magnoliopsida, Zingiberales, Zingiberaceae. The transcript has a single exon. The coding region runs from base 691 to 1473 and encodes 260 amino acids. The record is from RefSeq and is a predicted model, not a curated record.
CAUAUUCGCUCUUUGCACCUCCAGGUAGUUCUAGUUUGAGAAGGUCAACUGAAUCCUCAAAGAAAGACUGCAACGACAAAUUUAGGAGAAAAGCCAUGGAUGACAAUAAUCGGGGAAGCUUUAGAAACAAGUGGCCGGCGGAGCAGCCAACUGUGGCUUCAGCCUCCAGGACUGCACUCGCUAUCCCGUCCACAGAAAUCCUUGCCCGAACUGAAAGGAAUGGCUUUGCUUCAAAGGCAGCAGAGGCGAAUCUCCUCGCCCAGUUGCUCGAUCGCUCCCAUCUAAUAAUCUAUAAUAUCUCUCCUUCCUUGGUGCCUUGGUUGUGGUCCACUAUGGCAUGCCGCUGAGCCACUCCACGCGUAGUUUAAUGCCUCCUCGCGCUCCCCGUAAAGCGAAGUGUCAACUGCACUCUGCUUCCGGAGGGAGUUUCAACCAUGCACUCCAACCUUCUCCAAUUGUAAACUAUUCUUUGCUCUCUCCUCCCGGCUAGCGUUUCUCUUCUGCCUUUAUUUUAAGUUUGAAUCUGUCCAAUUGUGACCUUGGAAAAACUGAAGCAUUCGCAGUUACCAUUCUUGGGAGAUGAAUUUUUAGGCCGCUUUUGACUCGCCUUCUCUUUUCACUAUUUAUACCUCACUUCCCUUCCUCUGUUCCUUACCCACUGCAAAGCAGAAGAAGAGUUGACGGAGCCACAUGGACUGUGUAGAAGAUGUAGUCGAUCACAACAGCAGCAGCGGGAGCGAUCAGUUCCUCGCCUCGCCGCUCGUCAAGCGCAAGAGGACGAAGCGGCAGAGGCCGCCCGCCACCGCCGUCGGCCCUGCCUCGUCCAUCUCGUCGGCGGAGCUUUCCAGCAGCACGGCCGUCACGGAGGAGGAUGAGGACAUGGCCAAUUGCCUCAUCCUUCUCGCUCAGGGACGUGCGGUGCAGAUUUCCGACGAGCCUAAGGAAGCCACGAUCGAUGCCAAGGGCAGCAGAGCCGAGGCCUACAAGUGCAAGACGUGCAACAAGUGUUUCCCCUCCUUCCAAGCUCUCGGAGGCCACCGCACCAGCCACAAGAAACCCAAGACGGCGGUCCUCCUCGACCGAGCCAAUAUCCCUGGCGCCGCACAGACAGAGGUUUUCCAGAUGACUGCCGGUUCUAUGACGGCGAGGCCGGUCGCGACGACAUCGAGCAACGACGACGGAACCGGGAACAACAAGCCGAGAGUGCACGAGUGCUCCAUAUGUAGAGCGGAGUUCUCAUCAGGACAGGCUCUCGGCGGCCACAUGCGGCGGCACCGCCCGCUGACUGCGCCGGCAGAUCCGAAGGAAAUAAAAAAAGACAGGAACGUCUUCUCCCUAGAUCUCAAUCUCCCCGCGCCGGCAGAAGACGACUGCGAGGCCGAGACGGCAAAGUCAUCAACGACGGCUUUCCCCUUCGAAAGCCGGCGACCGCUUGUCUUCUCGGCCUCGUCCCUGGUGGACUGUCAUUACUAAGCAAGCAGCACUUGUCAUGCAGCCAUUUCUCUUGUUAAAUUUACAGGAACCUUGUGAAUUAUGCAUACCCACAUAACACAAGUGAUUCUUUACAUUCUUUCAUGUUUUUUUUUUAAAAAAAAAUAUAUGUUUCAACACAAAUUGAGAAUG